This is a messenger RNA of Cyprinodon tularosa, 1347 nucleotides long. RefSeq names its product forkhead box protein P3-like. Gene Ontology annotation, cellular component: nucleus. The transcript is spliced from 12 exons. The record is from RefSeq and is a predicted model, not a curated record. NCBI's taxonomy places the organism in Eukaryota, Metazoa, Chordata, Actinopteri, Cyprinodontiformes, Cyprinodontidae. Gene Ontology annotation, molecular function: RNA polymerase II cis-regulatory region sequence-specific DNA binding; DNA-binding transcription repressor activity, RNA polymerase II-specific. Gene Ontology annotation, biological process: regulation of transcription by RNA polymerase II. The coding region runs from base 69 to 1061 and encodes 330 amino acids.
ACUGCACUGAGAGUAGAAAAGAGACCGUGGUGAGCGGAAGGUUGUGCCGGCGGGAGCUUCUGUUAAGAAUGGAUGAAAUACUGAAGCAUAAACAUAGGCGGCCGUCGGUGCUGCGUCAUAAUCCACAAACGGCUUCCAGACAACAACAUGAUGGCAGCGGAUCUAGUUCUCUUUGUAAGGAGGAGACCGACUUGCGUCCUUCCUGGUCAAACUCUGCUUUGAUGCUGUCGACACCAAGCCCAAGCCUCUAUCUUAUGUCAUCGAACAGAGAACGUCCAAAGCAAUCUUCAGUCAAGACCGGGAUUGAUAAUAGCAUGCUGGAGGGGAUGAGUCCCCUGUUUGUAAGCGGUCUUUGCCGCUGGCCAGGCUGUGGAACCAUGUCAGAAGAUUUCUCCUCCUUCUUAGAGCACCUCAACUCUGAACACAGUCACAGUGAUAGAAGCAUUGCUCAGUGGAGGGUGCAGCACGACAUCGUCCAGUACAUGGAACGUCAGCUCGUCUUGGAGAAACAGAAACUUGUUGCGAUGCAGCUUCAUCUUUCAGAGAACAAAUACUCCAACCCGGUCAUCAGUGAAGACAGAAACCAACAGGGGGGGAUAAAAACCCCAAAUCAGUUGGUCCAACAUGACUGCACAGCCAAAGCAGCUUCCCAUCUUCUGCCAGAUCUGUUCCCGGGUAUUGAAUGCUACAAAUACAACAACAUCCGGCCUCCAUACACUUAUGCUUACCUGAUAAGAUGGUCGAUCUUGGAGUCUCCAGACAAACAGAGGACUCUGAGUGAGAUUUACAAUUGGUUUACUACCAUGUUCUUCUACUUCAGACACAACACAGCUACAUGGAAGAAUGCAAUACGUCACAAUCUGAGCCUUCACAAGUGUUUUGUACGAGUGGAAGGAGAGAAGGGAGCCGUGUGGACCGUGGAUGAACCAGAAUACCAGAGAAGAAAAGGACAGAAGUAUCACCGAGACUGCCCUGUGAAGUGGCUCACCUACUCCCAUUUCUAUGCUGAAGAGCCGGCAGCCGACAGCAGCACAGUGCCUCUCCUGUUUUCUAGAUGUUGAAGUCAUGUAUAUUCUUCUAUUCACAUUUUACUCAUCUCUUUCAUUUCUUAUUUGCAUGAUAAUAUACAUCAUGUUUUACUAUGGAAAGCUUUCACAUCAACUACAAUUACUCACUGCAGAAAUAAAAUCUACUUUUCACGUCAUUGAAAGCUCCAGGACACAAAAUGAAGCCUUAUUGAGAUUCCUGGAAGGUUUCACGUUGACUAAUUACUGUCAUGGUUUUGGUUAUAUUGUGCUUUACUUUGCUCUAUGUUCCCUAGUUUUAUUGGUUUAAUUCCUUUUUUGU